Labrus mixtus (cuckoo wrasse) is the source of this 1495-nucleotide messenger RNA. RefSeq names its product translocase of inner mitochondrial membrane 23 homolog a (yeast) (gene timm23a). The record is from RefSeq and is a predicted model, not a curated record. The transcript is spliced from 7 exons. Gene Ontology annotation, cellular component: TIM23 mitochondrial import inner membrane translocase complex; mitochondrial inner membrane. The coding region runs from base 171 to 806 and encodes 211 amino acids. Gene Ontology annotation, molecular function: transmembrane protein transporter activity. Gene Ontology annotation, biological process: protein import into mitochondrial matrix. Lineage: Eukaryota; Metazoa; Chordata; Actinopteri; Labriformes; Labridae.
UUGAAAAUUUGGGAAAGCUCGCCGUACAUACCGACAGGACGGACUCUUCUGACGGUGAAUCCACAGCUUGUAGUCUUUUGAGUUUUGCGACAGAGAUAACGUAAAGGUAGAUCGGUUAGCAGCUCCAGUUUUCCAGGUGACCCCCCCCCCCCUUAGGAUCUUUCGCAGCCAUGGACAACAACACCCAAGGAGCAGGGGGGACGAAAGGUGGUCUCGGGGGUCUCUUUGGAGGCGGUGUACCUGAAUACUCCAACACGGAGCUCUCAGGUGUUCCCUUGACUGGAAUGAGUCCUCUGUCCCCCUACCUCAAUGUGGACCCUCGUUACCUGAUCCAGGACACAGAUGAGUUUAUCCUGCCCACCGGCGCCAAUAAAACCAGAGGGAGGUUUGAACUGGCUUUCUUCACUAUAGGAGGAUCCUGCAUGACAGGAGCGGCGCUCGGAGCUGUCAACGGUCUCAGAAUGGGUCUAAAGGAGACGCAGGAUAUGGCCUGGUCCAAACCUCGUAAUGUCCAGAUUAUCAACAUGGUGACCAGGCAGGGUGCAUCAUGGGCCAACUCUCUGGGCUCUGUCGCCUUGUUGUACAGUGCGUUCGGUGUGGCCAUAGAGAAGGCCAGGGGAGCAGAGGAUGACGUCAACACAGUGGCCGCUGGGACGCUAACAGGGAUGCUCUUCAAAUCAGGCAGUGGCCUUAAGGGUGUAGCGCGAGGAGGUCUUGCUGGUUUAGCUCUGUCUGGUGCCUACGCUCUCUACAACAACUGGGACCACAUCACCGGCUCCUCGUCUUCAUCGUCCAGGCUGUACUAAACUCCACCGCGCACGCGUCUUUCUUCCACGCUAGGGCCAAAACGUCUCUCCCGCUACACGGCCUUUCACCACAGCGCUAAGAGGAAUUAGACUCUGGUCAAAUGCAGUGUGCUUAAAGGGAAGCGUGAGUUGGUCCAAGUUCACCGGUUCCCCCCCCCCACCCCUCCCUCAUUACCACUGUCACUUCCUGGAGCAUUCUGGGAAUCUUUGAAAACAGAAGAUGUGAAAAUGUGGACUAGAACACACUUCCAAUCCAGACGUAGACCGUCCUAUAACACCACCCGUUGUUAACCUUUGUGGUGUUCUUUCUAAUUGAUCAGAUCAGUAAUAAGAAGUGUCUGAGGAUGUUACAAAGAUGUGUGUCCUCUGUUUUAUAAUUGUGUGUAAAAAGACUUCUUUAAGUCUUGUUUGGAUGUCCGUGAAGCCUGACGUGGGACAUCUGAUGUGCGUCUUCAGAUUCACAUUCUGAUUUUGGACUGAAAGACUCUUCUGUUGAAGGAGAGCGAUUUGAGAUUUCCAGCUGAACGCAGACUCGAGCCUUACGGUCUGUUCUACUCUUGUAUUUAUUCAAUGCGUCUUAGCGGUGGGUUUUUUUGUUUUACUGUGCAAGAAGAAAUCACUGUAAAGCUACCCUGAAGGUGCGUCCUUGUUUCUGUAUUCCAUCAAACCUGCUGCAUUAAAAACAAAAA